This is a messenger RNA of Drosophila montana, 2429 nucleotides long. RefSeq names its product pita (gene pita). NCBI's taxonomy places the organism in Eukaryota, Metazoa, Arthropoda, Insecta, Diptera, Drosophilidae. Gene Ontology annotation, molecular function: DNA-binding transcription factor activity, RNA polymerase II-specific; RNA polymerase II cis-regulatory region sequence-specific DNA binding; zinc ion binding. Gene Ontology annotation, biological process: regulation of DNA-templated transcription. The transcript is spliced from 3 exons. Gene Ontology annotation, cellular component: nucleus. The coding region runs from base 79 to 2271 and encodes 730 amino acids. The record is from RefSeq and is a predicted model, not a curated record.
ACAACAAAACAAAUAGAACUAAUUACCUAGGACGCGCUUUAAUUGGCUCGUUGAGUAAAAAGUAAUACGAUUUUAAAGAUGGCUGACAUAAGCAUUGUGCGCGAGGCCGAAUUACGCAAAAAGGAAAUCUGCCGCUUCUGUCUAGUGCAACAAAGCAAACUUGCCUCAAUUUACGUAGAAAACACACGCAUAAAGUCAACCGCGUCGCUGCCGCUGCAAAUAAUGGCCAUAACAUCCAUAGAGGUCCAGAGCAACGAUGGAAUGCCCAGCUUUAUCUGCCUGGACUGUCGUCUACUCUUCGAGCACUGUUACCGUUUUAAACAGAUGUGUAAAAAUGCGGAGACUCUACUCCGCCAAUAUCCGCUUACUGGCAAAUGGCCAGAGCCACUGGAGAAGCCGCGUGCCCCGCUGGUGGCCAAUCAAACGGUUGCAGUUAAGAAGGAACAUGCCGAAGCGCAGCCCAAAAAACUGCUUAAUUCCAUGGCCAAGUCCAACAAUGUGCAAAUUGAAAGCGUACAGGUUUUGGAAACGAGUUCUCUUACCAAAAAGCUACUCAAUACGGGUGCAGUGAGCUCUGCUGAGCCGCCGAUUCCGCCAAGAGGAUCUCCCGCAAAACGCCAACCCUCAAAGUCAUAUCAGAUGAAAGUGGAGAACAACCAGGAACUAUCCAUGGACGAUGUGCACAAUCUGUUAGCUGAUAUGGCUGAAGAACUGGAUGAUCUGGACAACAUAACACCAGCAGCUGUAACGACGCCUUCGGCUGGCAAACCAAAAGUACUCAACAAAUCGUCGAUGCGACUGCUUAACAAAGGUGCCAGCACCACCGUGGAACCACGCCUGGCCACGCCUCAAAUAAAGCACUACGAGGACGGAAAUGUGGCGCUUGUUACGGAAAUACUUGAUCCCGAUGCAGUUGAUGCGGCUGCGGAUCCAAUUAAAAAUGCUGCGCCCGUGGCGACUAACGUCUUUCCGUGUCCACAUUGCGAUCGCUCAUUUCCACUGAUGCAGCUGCUCGACAUACAUGUUGUGAACCACACACGUACGCGUAGCUUUCAGUGCCCGGAGUGCGACAAGAGCUUCUUCUCCAAGUACGAUCUGCAGAAACACAACUUUAUACACACGGGCGAACGUCCCUACAAGUGCAGCGUCUGCGAAAAGGCGUUCACGCGUCGCGCCCUGCUGCAUCGCCACGAACGAACUCACACGGAUGUGCCCAAGUUUAUUUGCCUUUACUGCGAGAAGCCGUUUAUUUCGCGCAAGGAGAUGGAAAAGCAUGCCGAGCGCCAUACCAAAAAGCGGCCUUUCCAGUGUGGCGUAUGCCAGAAAGCGUUUGCCUUCAAGCAGGGUCUGGAACGCCAUGAGGUCAUACAUAGCACCAAUCUACCAUUCUCUUGCCAGUACUGCAGCCGGAGCUUUGUGACCGCAGGCAAGUUGGCCCGUCACCUGGUUGCGCACGCCGGCAAGCGCGUCUAUCCCUGCAAGUACUGCUCCAAGUCAUAUCUGCUGUCACAUCAUUUAUCGCGGCAUUUGCGCAUGCACAAGCAGGCUCCGGCGGCCUCAUUCACCUGCAGCAUUUGCAAGGAUACGCACCAAACCUAUGACAGUCUGGUGGAUCACUCGGCCAUUCAUGCGGGCAUCUCGCUAGUCUGUCCACUGUGUCAGGCGAGCAUCGCUGACUUGGACAGCCUGGAGCCGCACAUGGAGGCGCAUAAGAAGAGCGAAAGGCACGCGUGCGAGUUUUGUGAUUUUAUUUUCCUUAGCUCGAGCCAAUUGCAGAAGCACAUCGAAGACGACCAUGUGGUUGACAUGGUGCCCUAUCAGAAUGAAGGUGAAUUUGAGCAGGGGGUCAACAAAGAGGAGGAUGUCGCAGAGGAGUCCGAAUUAAUGGAGGAAUUGCUAGGCGAUGAGCCAGAGUCGCCAUCAAAUAAAUCUGCAUCGCCAACUCAAGCAAAAAUACGCAAACUAAAUCCGAUCCCUAAAUUGGAAGAAAGCGACAAAAUCAAACAAGAGUCUAAACCCAAGAUAAUUAAAGAUGAGCCGAUUUCACCAGAUAAUUUAAAAAGAGCCCGAACCUCAAAAUCUCCAGCCGCUGCGUCCGUCUCACCGGAAAGCAAACGCCAGACGCGCAGGCAAGAUACCAAAGAAAAAACUCAGAAGCCAAGCGAUUCAGGUAAAAGAUUGACAAAGAAGGUUAUUGCAGACCAGGGCAAACUGAGCAGCAAGCCAAGGAACGCUAAGGCCGCCAGUUCAAAGCAUCAAAGCACCAAGUAGAUUUCGAACUAAGAUGUCAUCUCUGAGCCUUAGUACCGCUGGACUCCUGAAACAGCUGCGUUUAUGAUAGUUAACAGAUUUGUGAAUUCUUCAUUUUGCAAAUGUAGAAAUGUUUCUGUCUUUGAUACAUUUAAGAGUUGAUAUAUCAAUAGCUCACA